AUGGCCAUUGAAUUUAUAAAGAACCAUCCACUUUCGGUACUGAAGAAUAAGACCACUCGAACCGUGGUGGUCGCGACCUUUUGCAUUGGCUUUCUGUUGGGAUAUGUUUCCUUUAUUGUGGGGGUGAUUGCUUCCUUUCAUGGAAUGCGCUCUCUGAUACAAGUAAUACGAUAUCGACGGAGCUUUCUGCAGACACUGCAAUGGCAUGCUUCCAAUGCCAGAAACAAAUCGUACAUUACCAGAGCCAUUGUGGUGGCCAAGAAGAAAAUGGUAGAUCCAAUUACAGGGGAUCGGCAAUACAAAAUUGUCUUGGAAUUUCAACAACAAUCAUUGAUAUCAGACAAGAGUAGCAAAGAACAAGAAUCAUCAUCAUCAUCGACGGCGACAAGUCAAUUCAUUAUUCAAUCCGAUGAAUAUCCCAUCGCAGCGUCCGAAGUCGUUCGGGAUUGUCCUUCCGAGGGGUUUGCCAUGCCCCUGCAUGUGAUGGAGUAUGACAAGACUAUUCCCACCGAGCUAUACCGAGACCGAAUACAAGACUUGCAGCUUUGGGCUCAAUGGGUGGAUCCCAUUGUCAGUCUGGUGGGAAUCUGUCUCUAUCUUUUCCUAGCCUUUCUGUAUGCAGAGCUGGUCACGUUAUCAUCGCAAGGCUUUUUCACAAUCAUGGGAAUGGCCAUCCUAUCCAUAGUGCUCAUGACUCCAUACAUUUUACUGGACGUUCGAGUGCGCCACGAACAACGCUUGGAAGCACUUGACAAAAACCCAUUGGCGGUUGUUACAGAAUUUGAAAAGAUUCGAGACCUGUGGUAUUCCUUGGGGCCAACAAUGGCUCAAAAGUUGAAACCCGUGAUGUUUGCUGUUGGACUUUUGGCGAUGGCCGUCUUUUCUGCGAUUGGAAUAAUCCCUGGAUGUUGGGCGGUAUGGGGUCUGACCAAGUUGACGGAUGCCAAGAUUACCAGUCAGCGUGAAUCCUUGUUUCGGUUAUUUCAACGGGCCAAGAAAGUGAAAGGGUACAUUGUUGAUUGUUUCGUUCCAGAGUUUGGACAGCGCAAAAAACAUUCCGUAACAAUUCGAUACACUGCUCCAAACGGAGAAAAAGUCGAAAAGAAAUUGGAGCAUGAAUAUCUGCUACGAGACUAUUUGCAGCACAAAUCACAGCGCAGCAAGAGUUCUAUCGAUGAUAGCAAUCCUCCGUCGGUUCCAGUGGAUCUACUCGUUCUUUUGGAUCAUCCAUGCUCCGGCUAUCCAGAAAGGAACAUAAUCGCAACGUGGAGUCCAUCCAAAAUUCAUGUCGUCGCUUUUGUCGGUCUCUUUUUCUAUAUGAUGUGUUUUCUGAUGAAUUACGAAGAUUGGCUACCCAUCUAUUAUGACACCGAAAACGAAAUGGUCGACAGUCUGGUGAAUGAUAUUAUUUUAUACUGGGCACCCGCUUUUAUUCCAUUUGUGUUCAUGAUGCCACAAACAUACUCAUUCCAUCGAUAUCGAUAUCGAGGGUUACUGCAUGAUGUUUUUGAAGCAGGCUUAGAGACAAAUAGUAUUUAG
This is a messenger RNA of Cylindrotheca closterium, 1539 nucleotides long. NCBI's taxonomy places the organism in Eukaryota, Bacillariophyta, Bacillariophyceae, Bacillariales, Bacillariaceae. The record is from the annotation of a GenBank genome assembly.